CUCUAUAAUGGGAACAGAUACAAGAAAACAAACAAGAUUUUAGAAAUAUUUUGAAUACAGAAUACAGAAUCGAAACUUCACAAAAUUCGUGUGAAAAAUGAAUCCAAGUGAAAUAACAGAGGACCUUCCAAGUCAAGCAAGUGAUACAAGUGACGUUCGACAACUAAAGGUUUAUAAAAGAGAGGCUUAUAAAAGAGUGUUUGUCAACAGAGGACUAUUGCUGGAUUCAGUGAAGUUUUAUGGAUUUGACAUGGAUUACACUAUAGCAGUGUACAAAUCUCCAGAAUAUGAAACCCUAGGAUUUGAUUUGAUCAAGAACAAACUGCUAGAGAUGGGAUACCCUGAACCCAUUGGAGAGUUUGAAUAUGAUCCAACUUUCCCAAUAAGAGGACUAUGGUUUGAUUCUACGUAUGGAAAUCUACUGAAAUGUGAUCCAUUUGGAAACAUCAUGGUCUGUGUUCAUGGUUUCAACUUUAUGAAUAGACAUGAAAUCCACAAAAUCUACCCUAACAAGUUUGUGAACAGAGAGGAUGAUCCUAAUAGGUUUAGAAUAUUCAACACUUUGUAUGAACUACCAGGUAUUUAUAUACUUGCAUGUAUAGUAGAUUUCUUUUCCAACCAUGAAGAUUUUAAAAAGGUUGACAAUGGUGUGAAAUCAGGUGAUAUAACUAUGACUUACAUGUCUAUAUACCAAGAUGUGCUAGCUGCUACAGAUUAUGUCCAUACGAAAACAGGCCCUUUGAAAACAGAAACAGCAAAGAAUUUAGAGAAAUAUGUGAUAAAAGAUGACAGAUUACCAGUUCUUUUAGACAGAAUGAGGUUACAUGGAUCUAAAGUAUUUUUAGCAACAAAUAGUGAUUACACAUACACAAAUAAAGUAAUGAAAUAUCUUCUUGAUUAUGAUGAAAAGAGAGAUUGGACUGACUAUUUUGACUACAUUGUGGUAGAUGCUAGAAAACCUUUAUUCUUUGAAGGAGGAACUAUUCUACGUGAAGUUGUUAGAGACACAGGAAAAUUACAGAUAGGUUCACAUACAGGACCAAUUAAAUCUGGAAAAAUCUAUUCUGGAGGUUCUGUUGAUGUGUUUUCUGAUAUCAUGGGAGUUUUAGACAAGGAAGUACUUUAUAUAGGAGACCAUAUAUUUGGGGACAUUUUGAAAUCCAAGAAGAUGAGAGGUUGGAGAACAUUCCUUAUUGUACCAGAAUUAGCACAUGAACUGAGAGUAUGGACAGAAAAACAGGACUACUUUACACAGUUAGAAGACUUUGAUGCUAAUAUAGGGGAAAUAUAUAGAAAUUUAGAUAGCAGUUCCAAUAAAAAGCCUGACAUUAGUAAUAUCCAGAAGGCCAUUAGGGAUGUAACUCAUCACAUGGACAUGGCCUAUGGCAUGCUUGGAAGUCUCUUUAGAAGUGGUUCUCGACAGACGUUUUUUGGUAACCAAGUGAUGAGAUAUGCUGAUCUGUAUGCUGCUUCUUUCCUCAAUCUGCUUCAUUAUCCAUUUUCCUAUGUAUUUAGGUCACCAGCUAUGUUGAUGCCUCAUGAGUCAACAGUUCGACAUGAGGACAGAUUACCAGAGGAAGCAGAGGUGAUGGCCAGUCGCUCCAGAGACUUCAAACAGGCUGAAGAAAGGAGGAAGAGACUACAGAGAUCAGAUAGUACUGUACCUCAUCUGUAUGCAAACACACCUCACCAGCUUACACAAAUAAUGGAUGAUGAAGAAAGCUUAUCAGAUUAAAACUGGAAAAAAAUCUGAAAAUAAAAUUAUUAUAUUAGAGGUAGAUAAGGCAAACCCUGUUUUUUCUCUUCCAAAGCCAUUAGGGCAAAAUAUAAUUAUCUCUAGUAUAAUUCAAUGUGAAACAUAUCAUUUUACAAAUCUCAGCUUCCUCAAUAAUUCCAGAUACUGUUUUAAGAUCAUAUUGCCAUGUUGUUUACAAAUGAAAUUACCAGUAAUGUUUAAUGUUCUUUUCUUUUAAUUAAUGUAUCUUUUUUUAUUCAUAGCAUAAUACUAUUUACCAAUAUAUUUUUUGUAACAUAUAUACCAAUAUCCUUAUAAAGCUUACCAUUAUAUUGUAUGAGCUUUUUAUAUUGCUAUGAUGUGAGUUGCAGUAUAUUGUAUUGUUUGCUAUCUGGCUACAGUUUUUGGAAGAUAAUGAAUGAUGUUUCCUAUUAAAAAAAACUGGGAAAAAAAUUAAACUUCAGAAAAAGAAUUAUAUUUAGUUCGAUAUACAUACAUGCCAUAAAAAUUAAGCAAACAAAUUGAAAUUUUUUAUUUAAAUUAUUUAUUUUUUUUAUAUAUUUUUGAAAAUGUCUUAACUUAUUUUUUAUGUUUUAACCCAUUUGUGUUUUGUUAUUUAUGAAAAAAAAUGUAUGACUUUUAUGACGUGCCAACAUGAUAUGGACUGAAAUUCCUUACCAAUGGUUGAUGAAGUUUAUUUUGUUAUAUUGUUACUUCCCUUUCUACAAAUCAUGUAAUCCGUAAUUGUUUUGAAAUACUUGUUUUUUUCUAUUAAUGACUUGAAUGAAUUUUCAAAUUCUAAAUAAUAUAGCUUUGCAUCUGCAUCUAAUAAAGUUUAAAAUUGUUUUUUUUCCUUCAAUUUUUGAUAAUUUAAAAAACAGUAGGGGAGACAAUAGCUUUCUUUUCAAAGUAAUUUCAAUUAUAAGAAUAUUUCUACCUCGUCAUAAGGGACCAAAGAUUAAGUAAAGAAAUGCUUAUCAAGUUAUUUUUUGUUUGUUUUCUGAAAUAAGUGAUAUUGUUUCCUGAUACUUCAUAUCAUAUAUUUAUUAGCUUAGUGGUUGAAAUAGAAUUUCAUAUUUUAUAAAUUUAGUAUACUUUAGUCUUUGUGAUCAUGUAUAUGUUUUUUACUACGCAGUGUUUUCCUUCUUUAUUUGCAUUUUAAUGUUAACCAAUGGUUUGUCUCAGGUUUUCAAGAAAUUGUUGCCAUUUUUGAAGAAUGAAAUGUCCUUUAUUGUUUUUGUUGUUAUGGUGAAUGUGAUAAUAGACUAGAGAAAAAGGUUAUGAUUGUGUAUAAAAACAAGUCAUCUCUUUUGAAAGCUCAUAUAUGAUGGCUUUUUUUGCCCAACAAUACUGGUACAAAUUGUCUUAGUGUUCAUUUUUGUCAAGUAUAAACAAUGGCUUGUUCAGGGUCUUAGUUGUUUCUUGAAAUAUUAAAUUACAUGUUGACUUUAAGAAAUAUAUCAAUUUUACUACCAUAAAUAUUUGGAUCUAGGCCCAAUCUAAUAUGAAAACUUGACAACUUGUUUGGAAUACAAAUAUUUCUAGAUGUAUAAGUGAUAUAAAUUUUACUCCUAAGAUGUGUAAAUAUGAAUGGUGUGGACUGUUAUCUUAGAAACUUUGGAAUAUCAUUAACAAACAUUUUUCUCAAUUAUUGUGAUUUUUGUCGAGCCUUCGACUUUAGUCGAAAAAGUGAGACUAAGCGAUCCUACAUUCCGUCGGCGUCGGCGGCGUCAACAAAUAUUCACUCUGUGGUUAAAGUUUU
Molecule: messenger RNA, 3497 nt
Organism: Mytilus trossulus (common blue mussel)
Lineage: Eukaryota; Metazoa; Mollusca; Bivalvia; Mytilida; Mytilidae
Product: cytosolic purine 5'-nucleotidase-like
Exons: 18
Coding region: 98-1735 (545 amino acids)
Molecular function (GO): 5'-nucleotidase activity
Source: RefSeq, a predicted model, not a curated record